AAAAAAAUUAUAUAAAAAUAUAUACACAUGAAAAAUUUGCUAAAUAAUUUUAUAAGGGAAAAAGUUGUCUUAUUGAGCGCAAACAUAAAACCCCUUAUGUUUCUCUUAUGAAGUUUAUUUGCUUACUUAAUAAUUAGUAUUUGCUUUGAAUGUUUGGGAAAUAAAAAAUGAUAAGUGCUGACAAAAUUGGGUAACCAUUAACAAAACCAAGAAAAAAAAUUGCGUGUGUUUGUCUGGCGGUAUAAAUAAAAUUUUUAAUAACAAAAGCCAAAUGUCAUGAUUAAUUAGUCUUAUCUAAAUAACUCAAACAAAAAAAUAUAUAUAUUCGAAAUAUAAAUAAUAGAAAAACAAAAAUAACAACAAUAAUAGCAGCAGAAAAAAUUAUUUAAGAAUGGAAGCAAUAUUUAAUGGAAUACUAAAAAUAAAAUAAUAAGGAAAACGAAAACACAAAAAUAUUAUACCAAAAAAAUCUAAAAAAAUGUAGCCCACCUUUUAAUGUUUAAUUGUAAAAAAAACCUAAAACUUAGGUUAAAAGAAACAAAAAAAAUUACAAAAAACUUAAUUAAGAUUAAUGUACGACCUUUAAGUCCUCAUAACGUUGAUGGUCUGUGGCAGCAUAAAAUACUUGAGUUAUAGUAAAAUACCUCUCAUUAAACAAAAUUGCCCAUAAAAUAUGUGAGUGCUCUUUUGAAAAUUACAAAAAAAAAGAAAAAUAAACAAAAACAAAAUACCAUGCUAUGUGUCAGCUAGCUUUUUUUGUGUGAUUUGUUUGAAAUAUAAAAAAAAAAAUGUGUCAACACCUAUGAAAAAAUCAUUUAUAAUGUUUAUCUGGCGAAAAGUGUUCGAGCAUUGUGAUUUGCAUACACGGGGCAAUAGUUAAUUUCCAGCAAUCAAAAAAAAAAAAAAGAAGAAAAAUUGAGAUAGUGGUGACCCAUAGCUAUUGUGGUGGUCGCGGUUGUUGUCGUUGCCAGCCAAGCUUUGGCCAUACACAUUAAGUAAGGCACACACACACACUCAAACUCAUCCAAAUAAAGCAAGUCCACAUAGUGGCCCCUAAUUCACGUGUCUCUAUUUAAUCUCAUUUGGCACGGUAGUGUGAGUUAUUGUUGUUGUUUUAACUAAAACAUCUGUUUUAUGCCAAAUAAAACAAAAAGCAAAACAACAAUAACAACAACAGUUAAACCACUACAAUAAUAAUAGUUAAACUAUUUUCGCUGCAAUCUUCCCGGCUCAGCCCACUUUGAAACCAAAAAAAAAAAAAUCUUAUCACCAACCAGCAUCGGCAUUAUCGUUUAUUUUUUGUCGCCGCUAUUGCCGCCGUUUUUUGUCGUCAUCGUUAAUCAUUAAGCUUCUGCAAUGGGCGUUUAGUAGUAGCAUUCAUCGUGUUUGUUGUUGUACAUUUUGGAAUAUGUAACAGUCGACAUUAAAAAUUAGUUCAACUCAACAUUCGUUAUAGAAAUUAAGAUUAGAGCAACAUUAAACUUGAAGAUGAAAUCAUAACAACAAAGCCCAUUAAAAGGAAUUCGGACAAUCACUACUGUGUUUCCAUAAAGCGGUUUCAAGCAACAAAAGGAACAAGAUUUUCAUUCAAGAACAAAACCAAAACAAAAGAUAAAACUAACCAGAAAUAUAUAUUUUCGAUAAAACGAAAGCGAAAAACUUACAACAGCCCCCACCCCCUUCGAAAAGGAAAACACAACUACAACUAGGCAACUUAAUACUGGGAAUACUGAAGCGAAAAUUGUGAAGCGAAAGGGAAUCUAAGUAAACCAACGCCACCACAAACAAAAGCAGACCUCAAAACGACACUGAUAAAUGGAUGAUGUUCACAUGAAAGGAAGCUGUGAUGCACAAUGUCAUGUUGUCUUCACUUUACUGGGGAACGUAAACGUGCCAGUCCAACAACUACCCAAGUCUUUUCUACGAGUUCUAAGAAUAAAUGAAAGCAUGACUGACAUGUCACAUGUGAGUGAAUAGAGUAAAACAGGAGCAGAAUUAUGAUAAAUGGCAAGUAAACUACAACAAGAAGAACAACAGCAGCCAAUGAAGAAGAGAGUGAGAACCUAAACUGGGGAAGAGACAAAAACGGAAACACUUUUUAUGUCAAUCAAACCAACGAAUAGGGACAUGCUGAUGACGAGUGAACAAGAAUAGGUUACCAGUUAAACCAGCACUCCACAUUACAAACCAUCUGCCGACAGGACUACACUGCUCCAAAAGAGGCUAAAAACACCGACCUAGCGAGAGAGAGAGUGCGAUCCAGAGGUGCUUAAGAAAGACAUUUGAAUAAAUGGAUUUUCACAAAGCAUUUGGCAAAAACAUAAUAAUUAUUCAUCAAAAAGAUAUCCGUAAGAAAGGAAAAAGAUAUCCUCGACUUGCCAGCAGCAUCUGCAUUAACCCUCACAUAUGCACAAGACACAAGAUUUUUGACAAACAACUGGUAAAUGCUUGAGAGUGUGUGCAGUAACAUAAGAAAAAUGUCCUCGCAUAACAAACGGACGAGCCAUUAUUAAUGAAGAACAUUUUUUGGAGCUAACUUAACCAAAAAGAAAACAAAAAAGUACAAAAGUCGAGUCGAAGCCCUGUAGCCCAGUUAAACGAGUACAAGAGAGCGAAAGUGUACUUUUGGAACCUUCUUCUUUUAGGGGCCCAGAGCUAUUAGCCAGCACUCAUCUUCAUCAUAUGGAUUCACUAAGCCAAGACAACAACCUACAAGCUAUAAAAGACUUUCAAAAAUCUUCAUCUGCUUCAUCGGGUGAGUUCUAUGCCGCCCACCAUUCGGCCAAUGGUCUACACCAGCUCUAUACAGUAUCCUCCGUCGCCGCUGCCGCUGCCACCGCUUGCUCCGCCACCAAAAAUUUCAAAUUUCAUCACUAUCAGCGAGGAAAAUCUUUAGUUUGGCCUAAUUUCGGACAAUAUCUGAGAAAUUUUAUGUUCGCCUUGCUAAGGGCCUUGAUUUACAUACUAUUGCUAUUAAGCCUUAGCGAUUGCUGGUUUCAAGUUGGUUCAGCCGCUUUGAUUCUAACAUCGUCGAGGGAACAAACGCCAACACAGUUGGAAAAUCACUCUUCACAUUCACCAUCAGCAGCUUCUGCAUCAUUGACGCCACAACUUUUACAUUUGCCCAUACAGGCCUUGAUUUUUGAGGUAGAUGCUGCCAUAGCUGCUGCUGCCGCCGGCACAACACCUUCAGAGAAUCGUCAGCGUAGGGGCCCCAGGAAACAGCACAACAGUAGCAACUCUACACUAACGAGCCGAGAAGAACAAACAAAUGAUGGCAAACAGGCAGCCGCCACCGCUACGGACACGACAUCAACAUUGCAUGGCCAGGCCGGUGGCAGCAAACAUCAUCGCCACAACAGCAACAACAACAAUAACCACCAACAGCAGCAGCAACAACAGCAACAGCAACACAGUAUUAGCACCAUGUUUGGUGCAGGCGCAGCUGGAGAAAAAGCAGGAAUUACAGCAUCAACAAUGGCUUCAUUGUCUGGGGGGCCAUACCAUCAUGGAUACCAAAGCCACGGCAACAGCAUUAGCAUGCAAAGCAUCACCUCAACAUUAUCGGCGGCAUUGUCGACAAAUGACACCGAGUGGUCAGCCUCAAUGCCCAGCCUUAGCUCAGCGGCAUCAGCCUCAUCAUCAUCACCAUAUGCUUCGUUUACGUCCACAUCUCUACCGUCCUCUGUAUCCUUAUCCUCCGCCCCCUAUUCCUCCUCCACCUCGCCCCUGGCCUCGGCGACGACGACCCUAUCGGACAACGGCAGCAUUAGUUCUCCCGCAACACCUGUCGAAUUCACCAUGCCCGCUGUCCAUACCGUAUUGGUUAGCAUAGUCCUGCUCUUUGUUAUCCUGGGCACCAUUGUUGGCAAUGUUUUGGUGUGCAUUGCUGUGUGCAUGGUCCGUAAACUACGUCGUCCUUGCAAUUAUUUAUUAGUAUCCUUGGCUCUCUCUGAUCUCUGUGUCGCUGUGCUAGUUAUGCCCAUGGCUUUGCUCUAUGAGGUUUUGGAAAAAUGGAAUUUUGGCCCGGUCCUCUGUGAUAUUUGGGUAUCCUUCGAUGUGCUCUGCUGUGCAGCUUCCAUAUUGAAUUUGUGUGCCAUUUCGGUGGAUCGCUAUUUAGCCAUUACCAAGCCCCUGGAGUAUGGGGUCAAGCGUACGCCACGUCGCAUGAUGUUGUGUGUGGCCCUGGUGUGGCUGGCGGCUGCCUGUAUUUCAUUGCCUCCCCUCCUCAUAUUGGGCAAUGAGCAUGUCGAUGAGCAUGGCAAUCCCAUGUGUUCGGUGUGUCAGAACUUUGGCUAUCAGAUUUAUGCAACUUUGGGUUCCUUUUAUAUACCAUUGGCUGUAAUGCUGUUUGUCUACUAUCAGAUAUUUAGGGCGGCGCGACGCAUUGUUUUGGAGGAGAAGCGGGCGCAGACCCAUUUGCAGCAUGCCCUCAAUGGCACGGGCUCCCCUCCGCCGGGUCACACCGAUUUGGAUGCGCACCCCCAGCAGCAUAGGCAUAGCAGCUUUGGCAACACAUCUCUCAACUACUCCACCUGUGGCGGCGCUCUCUCCACCAGCCAUCAUAGUAGUGGUGGCACCGCCGGCGGCCACGGAGGUGGCAGUGGUUCUAGUGGUCUGCUGGGUUCGCCUCACCAAAAGAAAUUACGUUUCCAAUUGGCCAAAGAGAAGAAAGCCUCCACCACAUUGGGCAUUAUAAUGUCCGCCUUUACCGUUUGUUGGCUGCCAUUCUUCAUUUUAGCUCUCAUACGUCCCUUUGUCGAAUCGGAAACGACGCAUGUGCCACAGUCCUUGUCUUCGUUGUUCCUAUGGCUGGGCUAUGCCAAUUCGUUGCUCAAUCCCAUUAUCUAUGCCACCUUGAAUCGUGACUUCCGUAAACCUUUCCAAGAGAUUCUCUACUUCCGGUGUUCCAGUCUCAAUACGAUGAUGCGUGAAAAUUACUAUCAGGAUCAGUAUGGUGAGCCACCAUCGCAGCGUGUAAUGUUGGGCGAUGAAAGACAUGGGGCGCGAGAAAGUUUUCUCUGAAAUUAGGCGAAUUGAGAAGAAGGCGCAAGAGAGUGAAAAGAGUGUUUCAAAGUAGACAAAUGGUGAGCAAUGGGUGUAAAAGGGGUAGAGAGGAAAAUUAGUGGCAAGGCAAAUGUAAUAGAGACGAUAGAAAUAGUGAUUUUAUACUUAAAGACCAUUUAAAGCUGAAUUAGUGCAUGUAACGUAAUUUUAAAAAGAUGCCUGAAGCUUUUGUUGUGUACGACGAUGGUCAUUUCAGUCGGGAAUACUCAUGCAUAAAACCAACAUAAAGCCAGAA
Molecule: messenger RNA, 5302 nt
Organism: Stomoxys calcitrans (stable fly)
Lineage: Eukaryota; Metazoa; Arthropoda; Insecta; Diptera; Muscidae
Gene: 5-HT7
Product: 5-hydroxytryptamine receptor 1
Exons: 4
Coding region: 2683-5025 (780 amino acids)
Biological process (GO): adenylate cyclase-activating adrenergic receptor signaling pathway
Cellular component (GO): membrane
Molecular function (GO): G protein-coupled amine receptor activity
Source: RefSeq, a predicted model, not a curated record